Schizosaccharomyces japonicus yFS275 is the source of this 5204-nucleotide messenger RNA. RefSeq names its product myosin type I. Gene Ontology annotation, molecular function: microfilament motor activity; cytoskeletal motor activity; Arp2/3 complex binding. The record is from RefSeq and is a predicted model, not a curated record. Gene Ontology annotation, biological process: clathrin-dependent endocytosis; vesicle-mediated transport; mitotic cytokinesis. The transcript has 3 exons. NCBI's taxonomy places the organism in Eukaryota, Fungi, Ascomycota, Schizosaccharomycetes, Schizosaccharomycetales, Schizosaccharomycetaceae. Gene Ontology annotation, cellular component: cell division site; myosin complex; actin cortical patch. Bases 1 to 3627 code for a protein of 1208 amino acids.
AUGCCGAGGCUUUUCGCAGCUUCAUCUGGCGUCAUCGGGCAGACACUACACCAAGCCAUUGUUAAACGCACUGAUAGAACCAAAGGUGGUGCCGUUAGGUCACCCACUCAGGGCAACGCAAAUGGCGGAAUCCGUAAAGCCGUUUACCAAACGAACAAGAAGAAAACGGCCGGUGUUGACGAUUUAACCCUUUUAUCCAAAAUCUCUGAUGAAGACAUUAAUGCAAACUUAGAACUGCGUUUCAAGAAUGGAGAAAUUUACACAUACAUCGGACAUGUUCUGAUCAGUGUAAAUCCCUUUCGGGAUUUAGGCAUUUAUACAAUGGAGGUGCUGCAAUCUUACCAAGGAAAGAAUCGGUUGGAAGUCCCACCUCAUGUGUAUGCGAUCGCCGAAAGCGCAUAUUAUCAAAUGAACGCUUAUAAAGAAAACCAGUGUAUUAUUAUUUCAGGCGAAUCCGGUGCUGGAAAAACUGAAGCGGCAAAACGUAUUAUGCAAUACAUCACACAUGUAUCUAAAUCGGUUGGAACAGAAAUUGAGAAGGUUUCUCAAAUUAUUCUCGCUACGAAUCCCUUGCUGGAAAGUUUUGGUUGUGCAAAAACACUCAGAAAUAAUAACUCAUCUCGUCAUGGCAAAUACUUGGAAAUGAUAUUUAAUCAGAGUGGUAUUCCCAUCGGAGCCAAGAUCACGAACUACCUAUUGGAAAAGAAUCGAGUGGUUCAUCAGAUUCGCAAUGAACGUAACUUUCACAUUUUUUAUCAGCUUACGAAAGCUGCACCCCAAAAGUAUCGGGAAAUGUUCGGUAUUCAAGGACCUGAAAAUUAUUAUUAUACUUCCAUGAGCAAUUGUUUGUCGGUUGAUGGAAUUUCCGACGAAAAUGAUUUCUCGGAGACAAUUCAGGCCAUGGAAAUCAUUGGACUUAGUGAGGAAGAGCAAGACAAUAUUUUUCGCUUGCUAGCAACUAUUUUAUGGCUUGGUAACAUUCGUUUCCAAGAAGGUGACAGUGAGGGCAGUGUCAUUAAUGACGAGAGUGUUGUUCAGUUCGUGGCCUAUCUACUCGGUUCGGAUGCAGCAGCAGUCCAGCGUGCUUUGACCGUGCGCAUUAUGGAGACUUCGCACGGCGGCCGUCGAGGAUCGGUAUACGAAGUUCCCUUAAAUCCUACACAGGCUACUGCCGUCCGAGAUGCUCUGUCCAUGGGAAUUUACAACUGUCUUUUUGACUGGAUUGUUGAGCGUGUCAAUAAGGCUUUAGUGACUACCGCUGCUACUGCUUCCAAUAGUACAAUUGGUAUUUUGGAUAUUUAUGGUUUCGAAAUUUUUGAUAAAAACUCUUUCGAGCAAUUGUGCAUUAACUACGUGAACGAAAAGUUACAACAAAUUUUUAUUCAACUGACACUUAAGGCAGAACAGGAGGAGUAUGUUCGUGAAAAAAUUCAAUGGUCUCCCAUUAAAUACUUCAACAACCAGAUUGUGUGUGAUUUGAUUGAGUCAAAACGUCCACCUGGUAUUUUCGCAGCUAUGAAUGAUGCAAUUGCCACGGCUCACGCUGAUUCUUCUGCUGCAGACAAUGCCUUUUCGCAGCGUUUAAAUUUCCUGUCUAGUAAUCCGCACUUCGAGCAAAGACAAAGUCAGUUUAUUAUUAAGCAUUAUGCUGGUGAUGUCGCCUACAGUCUUAAUGGUAUGACUGAUAAGAAUAAGGAUGUGCUUGCUACGGAUAUUCUGAACUUGGUUCACUCGACGGACAACAUGUUCUUGCGUAACAUUUUCCCCGAGAAUAUUGACACGGGAUCCAAGCGCCGUCCUCCAACUGCUGGUGAUCGUAUUAAGAAAUCAGCUAAUGAGCUUGUUGACACUUUGAUGCAAUGUCACCCGUCUUACAUUCGUACCAUCAAACCAAAUCAGACGAAAUCCCCUAACGAUUAUGACAGUGGAAUGGUUCUUCAUCAAAUUAAGUAUCUUGGUUUGCAAGAAAAUGUCCGUAUUCGGCGUGCAGGUUUUGCGUAUCGCCAGAGCUUCGAAAAGUUCGCUGAGCGCUUUUACCUCCUUAGUGGAAAGACUAGCUAUGCCGGUGAUUAUACCUGGACAGGUGAUGCUUUCAGUGCAUGUGAACAAAUUCUGAAGGACACUUCGAUUCCCACUUCUGAAUAUCAGAUGGGUACAAGCAAGGUAUUCAUUAAGAAACCUGAAACCUUGUUUGCCUUAGAAGAAAUGCGAGACAAGUAUUGGCAUACAAUGGCUACUCGUAUUCAACGGGCGUGGAGAAGUUACGCUAGAAGAAGAAACGAUGCUGCCAAGACUAUACAAAAACUUUGGAACAGAAACAAGGUUAUACUCGAUCUUAUCCGCGUAAGAGAUGAAGGUACUAAGUUAUUGCAAGGAAGAAAAGAACGACGUCGUUUCAGUAUGCUUGGUUCUCGACGCUUUUAUGGUGAUUAUUUAUCUGUUGCGAAGUCGGGAAGUGUCUUGAUGAAAUCCUGCGGUUUGAAUCGUUCAGAUAAAGUGCUAUUCUCUAUGCGUUGUGAAGUUCUUGUGCACAAGUUGGGACGUUCUUCUAAACCUUCUCCGCGUCAAUUAGUUGUGUCUGAUAAGACUGUUUUUCUUGUUAUUACCAAAAUGACUAAUGGACAAAUUCAGCAAGUUGUGGAGAAACAAUUCCAUAUUUCUUCAAUUAGUUCCAUCAACAUGACAUCUUUGCAAGAUGAUUGGCUUGCUAUUCGUAGUAGUGCUAGUACUACCGGUGAUAUGUUCAUUCACUGUUUCUAUAAAACCGAGCUGGUUACUACACUUAAAAAUGUGAAUCACGGAAUUGAGAUCCACAUUGGUUCUACGUUACAGUAUUGUCGGAAGCCUGGAAAAAUCAUUACGGUUAAAACUGUUAAGGACGAGGGCACAAAGGAUAAUGAUUAUUACAAAAGUAGCACUAUUCACGUUGGAUCCGGAUUGCCCCCGAACUCAAAAAGUAAGCCAUACCCCACCAGAAGUGGAAACAUUACUUUCAACAGUACGAAUGCUGCUGUUCAGUCCCCACCGAAACAGGUUCGUCCUCAGACACGUCCUCAAGCUCGACCUCAAACCGCAGCUCCUGCUCGUGCUCCUGUUCCAGCAGCCAAACAAAGUGCACCUGCUGCGAACAAUCGUCGUCCCAGAGCUCCAGCAGCUCCGGUGCAAAACUCGUCACGUCCGGCACCUGCUCCAGUGCCGGUAGCAGCAACGGCACCUGCGCCAGCAGCAAUUCCACCGCCACCACCCCCUCCUCCUGUAGCAGCAGCUUCUCCUCCCAAACCGGUUUAUACGGCUUUGUAUGAUUUCGCCGGUAGAAGCGCCAACGAAAUGUCUUUUAAUAAGGGAGAUGUUCUUGAUAUCAUUCAGAAGGAACCUAGUGGAUGGUGGCUUGCCUCGCGCAAUGGCAUUGAGGGUUGGGUCCCCGCGAAUUAUUUCAAGGAAGAAAUGAAGAGCAUACCUACUUCCAACGCCGUCUCUACGCCCCUUGAAACUGCACAACCAAGUGCGGUGUCUGUAAAUUCGAAUGCCGAUGUUAAUAACCUUGCGGGCUCUCUCGCUGACGCUUUGCGAUUGCGCGCAACUGCUGUGCGCGGAAAUGAUGAUGAAGAUGAAGAAGAAGACUGGUAAAGUUAAUAAAAGACCGAUUUUCUGCGCAUGUUAGUUUCAUGAUUAAUUCAUAAAGCGAAUGUAUAUAACAACGUUGUCAUUGUAUCGAUUAUUAUUGUCAUUACUAUCGUAUCAUUUCGUGCGGUAUUCAUGGUUUGGACAAACACGAUGCAUUCUGUUUGUCAAAACCUACAGGCCUGCGCUAACAUUGCGGACAAUUCUUUUCUUUAUAGGCUUGAGAAUGUCAAGUGUUGAUACACCUAAGCUACGAAUACCAACAACGAAGGGGUUUUUCGUAGUAUAUAGCUUGUGAAAUUUAUCGACAAUGCCCAAGACGUAAUGAUUAUUAUAGUAACGCUCGCGGACAUAAGGUUGUAAGGAAAACAUACUCCCCACAUCCUGUCCAUGCUCCACUGCGAAUGUGAGUGCGUUAGCAAGCGAUUUAGCAUCGCGUAAACCGGAGUUCAAUCCUUGCCCUGCAAGUGGAUGCGUAUUAUGAGCGGCGUCACCAAUUAGUGCUAAGCGUUCUUUCACGUACGUAUCAGCGUGUGCUAAACGAAGAGGAAAAGCAGCUCGGGAUUUGGGCAAUAUUGAGGUAACAAGAGGCGGAGGUCGGACCUUUGGUACAGUCAUAUUGAGUCUCCAUUCUAUCUGUUCGUUAAUGGGCUCGGGUUUGGUCGGAUCCAUUUUGUAUAAAUAUUCCAAGUCCACUUCUCUUAAUCGAAAAGAGGCAUUUAGCAUAUGAACAAAGGUUGGAGCAGGAAGCUGAAGAAGAAAAUUUGCGAUAUGUGGCCGCGUACUCCAGACAAAAGAGGCAUUAUUUCCUGGUAGCGGCAAGAAAGCUAUAGGCCCAGUGGGAAGAAAGCGUUGAUAACCGAUGCAGGGGUCAUCAGGAGCUUCAAUUGAAAGUGUUCCUACGACUGCAGAUGUGUUGUAGCUCCAUCCUGGUAAUUCUAUACCCGCCGCUGAGCGGACGAGUGAGUUACGUCCAUCGGCACCCACCAGCAGUUUCGUACUUAUUGUUCCGACAUUAGCGAUCGUCAGUACUGGAUGUUUUGUUUCAGGGUCAAGUGUAAUGUUCUCAAUGUUGCUUCUCAUGAUAAAGUCUACCGGAUUUGAUCCGUUAUAUUGAAGCAGAGUCUUUACAAAAGCGGACAGAAUGUUAACGUUUUCAGUCAUGAAAGCCAUUGAAUCAUUCUUAUCUGUUUGGUCAAGAUGAAUUACCGAGUCCGUAAUACCAUCCCAAGCCUGAACGUGUCGAAAAGGUUGUAUGCGAUCAUGGCGAACAUUUUCCCAUGCUCCUAUUUCCUUCAUGAAUUCACGGUUGCAUCCUACGACUGAGCUGCAUCUAUUAGAGAAGUUUGUUGGUGUCCAAUUCUCCAAGUCCGUAACUUUCAAACGGUCCACAACUGCAAUUUUUAGGGAACGUGUUUCUGGUUUGGCUUUUAAGGCUGUUGCUAGGGCUAGUCCAGCGGCACCGGCACCGACAAUUGUAAUGUCAUAACAAGAGUCCCCAUGAAUGUUGCUCGAAGCAGCGGUAGCAAACCGCAUACGUUGAGGGACAGUCGCCCUAUGGAGGACAGUUUUUAACAUAGUAA